Molecule: messenger RNA, 1865 nt
Organism: Brassica rapa (field mustard)
Lineage: Eukaryota; Viridiplantae; Streptophyta; Magnoliopsida; Brassicales; Brassicaceae
Product: glucan endo-1,3-beta-glucosidase 5
Biological process (GO): carbohydrate metabolic process
Molecular function (GO): hydrolase activity, hydrolyzing O-glycosyl compounds
Source: RefSeq, a predicted model, not a curated record
GCGCAACAACAAAAAGAGAGAGAGAGAGAGAGAAAACAAAAUAACAUUCUCAAGUAUCGUGUACUUCACCGAGUUUCAUUUUUAAUUUCUUGAAACUUCUGCCUUCUUCUUGUCCAAAUCCCACCCUAUAGUAGUAUUAAAAAGAAAGAAAACAAUAAUAUCUCAGGUGACUGAAACAGCUUCGAACUCAAGCUUCCAACUUCACUGAUUCAUACAUCUUAGAGCUCAUCUCAAUCCAAAAAAUUUCAGAUUUUUUUUGCUGUUCUCGAGUGUCUACGUUUUGUCUUUUUACUCCCCGAUGUUGUCUAAAAGUGUUGUUGCUGUCUUUUUCUUAAUCAUUUUACUGUACGGUAACUUGUUCAUCGAAGUCGAAGGGAUCGGCGUGAACUGGGGCUCACAGGCGAGUCAUCCGCUGCCUCCAGCUACAGUAGUCAGGCUUCUCCGCGAGAACGGAAUCCAAAAGGUGAAACUUUUCGAAGCCGACUCUCAGAUUCUCAGAGCCUUGAGUCGGUCGGGGAUUCAGGUUAUGGUCGGAAUCCCUAACGACUUGCUCGCUCCUAUAGCCGGAAGCGUUGCGGUUGCAGAGAGAUGGGUCUCUCAGAACGUCUCUGCUCAUGUCUCAUCCAACGGCGUCGACAUCAGGUACGUGGCAGUUGGGAACGAGCCUUUCUUGAAGUCAUUCAACGGAACAUUUGAAAGCAUAACACUCCCUGCACUUCAGAACAUACAAUCAGCUCUCAUCAAAGCCGGUUUAGCCUCCCAGGUGAAAGUCACAGUCCCUCUCAACGCUGACGUGUACGAAAGCGCGUCUAACCUACCUUCAGCCGGAGACUUCAGAGCCGAGAUACGCGACCUCAUGAUCAGUAUCGUCAAGUUUCUAAGCGACAACCAAGCUCCCUUCACUAUCAACAUCUACCCUUUCAUCAGCCUCUACAACGACCCUCACUUCCCAGUAGAGUUCGCCUUCUUCGACGGAACAGGCUCUCCUAUUAAUGACAACGGGAGAAUCUACGACAACGUUCUUGAUGCGAACUACGAUACAUUGGUCUGGUCUUUACAGAAGAACGGGUUUGGUAACAUGUCCAUCAUCGUUGGGGAAGUCGGGUGGCCGACGGAUGGAGACAAGAACGCGAACAUGCAGUACGCGAGGCGGUAUAACCAAGGGUUCAUGAACCGUCAGAAGGCGGGGAGAGGGACGCCUAUGAGACCAGGUCCUAUGGAUGCUUACUUGUUUAGUCUUAUAGAUGAAGAUGCUAAAAGCAUUCAGCCGGGGAACUUUGAGAGGCAUUGGGGGAUUUUUUAUAUUGACGGGCAGCCUAAGUAUCAGCUGAGUCUUGGUAACGGUAACGGUUUGGUUCCGGCGAAAGGUGUGCGUCAUAUGGCGAAGAAAUGGUGUGUUCUCGCGGCUUCGGCUAAUCUGCAAGAUCCUCAGCUUGGACCGAGUGUGAGUUACGCUUGUGAUCAUGCUGAUUGCACUAGUCUUGGGUAUGGUUCGUCUUGUGGUAGCUUGAAUCUAGCGCAGAAUGUUUCGUAUGCGUUUAAUAGUUAUUACCAGGUGAGUGAUCAGCUGGAUAGUGCGUGUAAGUUCCCGGGUUUGUCUGUGAUUACUACGAAUGAUCCUUCUGUUGGGAGUUGUAAGUUUAAGAUAAUGAUCAAGUCUGAUUCUUCGGGUGGUGAAGCAAGUGCUCCUUUUAAAAGAUCAGUGGCAGUGUUGCUACUCUUGUGGAUGUGUGUGUAUAUUGUUCUGUGAAUACAGUUUGAUGGGUUUGAUUAUUUCCUUUUCUUGUUUUUUUGGAUAACUUUGGUGUUUAUUGAUAAACAUUAAAAAAUAAUAAUUGAGAUUUAUGUAUUGCUUACUUGUUUGA